AUGGACUUCACCUUCGUCUGCCCCACGGAGAUUAUUGCAUUCAACGAUCGUGCUGAGGAGUUCAAGAAGAUAGGCUGUGAACUGAUUGCAUGCUCCUGUGACUCUCAGUACAGCCACCUGGCUUGGACCAAAGUUCCUCGCAAGGAGGGCGGCAUUGAAGGCAUGACCAUUCCCAUCCUCGCCGACAAGACAAUGUCGAUCGCGAAGAACUAUGGUGUGCUCUGCGAGUCGAAAGGAAUCUCCUUCAGAGGCCUCUUUAUUAUUGACGGCAAGGGAACUCUCCGACAGAUGACCGUUAACGACCUCCCGGUCGGUCGUUCUGUCGACGAAACAUUGAGACUGGUUGAGGCUUUCCAAUUCACCGACAUACACGGCGAGGUCUGUCCAGCUAACUGGCGCCCGGGUACGAAGACAAUCAAACCAACAACUGACGGGUCAAAAGCUUUCUUCGCUCAAGCUGGUGACCAUCACUAA
Molecule: messenger RNA, 474 nt
Organism: Dibothriocephalus latus
Lineage: Eukaryota; Metazoa; Platyhelminthes; Cestoda; Diphyllobothriidea; Diphyllobothriidae
Source: the annotation of a GenBank genome assembly